Molecule: messenger RNA, 580 nt
Organism: Branchiostoma floridae (Florida lancelet)
Lineage: Eukaryota; Metazoa; Chordata; Leptocardii; Amphioxiformes; Branchiostomatidae
Product: ubiquitin-60S ribosomal protein L40
Exons: 4
Coding region: 133-519 (128 amino acids)
Biological process (GO): translation; modification-dependent protein catabolic process; protein ubiquitination
Cellular component (GO): cytoplasm; ribosome; nucleus
Molecular function (GO): ubiquitin protein ligase binding; protein tag activity; structural constituent of ribosome
Source: RefSeq, a predicted model, not a curated record
CUGCAAUCCACCUUUGACCUCUCCUCUUAGGUCAAUGACCGAUCAGUCAAGCAGUUCUCGCGAGAUCUGCUUCCGACGAGAAUUGACGAGAUUUCGUCCUUUCCGCCAUCUUGCUACGAGAAAGCAAGGAAAAUGCAGAUCUUUGUGAAGACCCUGACAGGCAAGACCAUCACCCUCGAGGUCGAGCCUUCAGACACCAUCGAGAAUGUGAAGGCCAAGAUCCAAGACAAGGAGGGCAUCCCCCCCGAUCAGCAGCGUCUUAUCUUUGCUGGCAAGCAGCUGGAAGAUGGUCGCACCCUGUCUGACUACAACAUCCAGAAGGAGUCCACCCUCCAUCUGGUGCUGCGUCUGCGUGGUGGCAUCAUCGAGCCCAGUCUGCGUAUGUUGGCCCAGAAGUACAACUGUGACAAGAUGAUCUGUCGCAAGUGCUACGCCCGCCUGCACCCGCGUGCGACCAACUGCCGUAAGAAGAAGUGUGGCCACACUAACAACCUGCGCCCCAAGAAGAAGCUGAAGUAGACCAGAUGUGUGCAUGCUUCUCCAGAUAUGAGAAAUCUUAAUAAAGACAAGUAAAGAGGGA